Messenger RNA from Spea bombifrons (plains spadefoot toad), 1606 nucleotides. RefSeq names its product deoxyribonuclease-1-like. NCBI's taxonomy places the organism in Eukaryota, Metazoa, Chordata, Amphibia, Anura, Pelobatidae. Gene Ontology annotation, biological process: DNA catabolic process. Bases 337 to 1398 code for a protein of 353 amino acids. Gene Ontology annotation, cellular component: nucleus. Gene Ontology annotation, molecular function: DNA nuclease activity. The record is from RefSeq and is a predicted model, not a curated record. The transcript is spliced from 9 exons.
CAUAACUGAACAAAGAGUCCACAGUCCAUCGAAGGCAGGCACUUGGCCAAAAGCACCUUCAGCUUGUUGGCCCUAAGUACAGAACUUGAGUCACAUUCUCGGCAACCUGAAAUACCCGUACGGAACACGUGUCAUUAUAUAAGCAUAUGUUACAUAAUGAAAACAAUCUAAUUUGUCAGACACACUGCCAGGACAUUCCUAAAGGCAACUGAACCAAUAGCUGUCAUUUGAGAGUCACUCAUAAAUACCACAGAAUGUCUAUUUGUACGGAACUCUGCUCUAACAUCAUUAUUUGAUUACAAUACCUUUAGAAGUAACCCCAUCUUCUUAGGAGCCAUGAAGAUCCUCACUCUGUUGGCAGUUACAUCAUGUUUCCUACAGACUGGGCUUGCCUUUAAAAUCGCAUCAUUCAACAUUCAGAGAUUUGAGUCCUCUAAGGUGGAUGACCCCAUCGUGCUGGGCCUUUUGAUUCGGAUUUUGAGAAGAUAUGAGCUUAUCUCUGUCCAAGAAGUAAUGAGUUCGAACAACACAGCUAUUAUCAGGCUUGUCCAGGAACUCAACCUAGCCACUGGUUUAAACUACAAUGUCCUGAUUUCCGAUCACCUGGGACGUAGCUCCUACCGGGAGAAAUAUGUCUAUAUAUACAGGGAGGAUAUCCUAAAGCCAACAGACUGGUAUCAUUAUGAUGACGACUGCGAAAACUGCGGCACAGACACGUUUAUCAGGGAGCCAUUUGUGGCUCGGUUCUCUUCUCUAACUACUGAGCUGAAGGACUUUGCCCUCGUCUCCAUUCACACCAGCCCAGACUAUGCUGUGCGGGAGGUGGAUGCUCUUUAUGACGUGUGGGAAGAUGCCAAGCAACGUUUGCUCAUGGAGGAUAUCCUGAUUCUGGGAGACUACAACGCAGACUGCAGUUACGUCGCCACCAGACACUGGCCCGGCAUUCGCCUUCGUCAUGAUGCGAGCCUCCAAUGGCUUAUUGGAGAUGACGCCGACACCACUGUCAGCGCCAACACUAACUGUGCCUAUGACAGGCUGGUGGCUGGUGGCGCGGGGCUGCAGAGUGCCGUGAUUCCUGGAACAGCUAAGGUCUUUAACUUCCAGGUGGAGUACGGCCUCACUUAUGAAGAGACAAAAGCUGUAUCAGAUCAUUACCCGGUAGAAUUGGAACUACGAGAGGACUCUUUCUAUAGUGGUCACAAAUUUGGGGUCAGCUCCAGCAUUGGCAUAAGUGGAGGCCUGUCUGUCAAUGGUGUCUGCGACUGCGUAGGUGUGGAUUUUACAAGCUGCAAUGGGCGCUGCGGGGCAUAUUCCUCAUCUUUUCCCUGCAACUGCAAUGCAGCAUGUGCUGAUUAUGAUAACUGCUGUGCCGACUACGUUGCUUCCUGCAAAAUAUAAAUCCCCAGCCUUCCAUCUGACGCCAGGGCAAACCUAAAUAAUAAUAUAUAUAUAUCAUUCUCCACUAAGACGUUUAAUUAUGUGUAUUCUAUGUUCUAUUUUUUCUUCUAUUCCAUUCUGAACUAACAUUAACUUUGAUAAAUAAACAGAGUAUUUCCAGAGUGUUUUGCCCAUGUCACCAAAAUACCUCAAUAAACCUUAAACAGAU